Molecule: messenger RNA, 787 nt
Organism: Bursaphelenchus xylophilus (pine wood nematode)
Lineage: Eukaryota; Metazoa; Nematoda; Chromadorea; Rhabditida; Aphelenchoididae
Source: the annotation of a GenBank genome assembly
AUGGAGUACGUUACACAAACGGACAGAUCAGAAAAUCAGGUGUCUGCCAGCUAUUAUCGCAGGAUUAGUGCAAUCUCGGAAGUCGCCGCGCCACCCGCCCAGAAGUCGAGUGCUGAAGCUGAAAAGCCCAUAGAGCGUUCGCUCUCGUAAUUGUUAUUGGAUCAAGCGACCAAGACAGUGAACAACAAGCCGAAACGACUUUACUCGCAAGUCGCCGCGCCAUCUGCCCAGACGCCAAGUGUUGAAGCCGAAAAACCGCUCGAGCGCACACUUUCCGAAUUAUCCUUAGAUUCUCCAAAAACCAAGAGGAACAACGACACGCUGGAAUUCAAUCCACCGCUCGUCAUGGUCGUAAUCCAGUCAACUUCCACGAUGGCAGUGGCUGUCGUAGAUAUCAGGGCCGUCCACGACAAGCAGAGCCUGCCGGGUCCCAUUGUACUCAGAAACACACCAACGGAAUGUACGUAACUUGCUGGCGAAUAUUCGGAUAUACAGCAUCUCCAAGCAGCCAAACCGCCCGCAAACCUCCCUUGGUGAAGAAAUCAAAUUGUUCGCCUCCACCAUCUCGUACGCCUAUGUGGCUGGGAGGUACGAACUCAUCAAACAAGACCGCCAAGUCAAGACCCUUCUGGGUCUUCUGUCAGAGGUCCCCGGCCACUCGACAUCCGCAUCCUCCAAGGGACAACGGAAACUGAAGCGUAAGCCACUUCAGUUCGUGAUUCCGAAUCCGGCCAAGACAAUCACCAUCCAAAACGGUUUCGUGGCCUCGCAUCCAGCUCACAUCUGA